AUGUCGCGUGUGCACGUUACACACUAUGGCACGUUUACACCUUACUCCGACCUGAGCAGACAUAAAAGUGACCGGUGCAAGGAAACCCCGGGUGAACAAGCCCGUGCUAGUAGUUAUACUUACUUGUUGCAAGGCAUAGACUUCAAACAGAAGAUAAUAAAUUUAGACGGUGUGCCAAUCAAACUCCAAAUAUGGGAUACUGCUGGACAGGAGAGAUUUCGAACACUGACCACUGCGUACUAUCGCGGCGCCAUGGGCAUUAUACUGAUGUACGAUAUAACUAAUCUCGAAUCAUUCAAUCAUCUCUCCUAUUGGCUGAGGAACAUCCAAGAGUAUGCAUCCCCCGAUGUCAUCAAGGUGUUAGUUGGAAAUAAGUGUGAUGUGCACGAGAACCACAGAGCAGUUCCCAAGGAGAGAGGCCAAAAGAUAGCGGAUGAUUUCGACAUGCCGUUCUUCGAAGUGUCGUGUAAAAGCAACAUAAACAUUGAAGAAGCAUUUCUGACGCUAGCAAGGAAAAUCAGAGAAUACCGAGAGACUAAGGUACCUAAGGACAAUAGACUAUUUCAACGAAGUAAUACUAAGAAAAACUCUACAAGUUUGAGUUCGGAUCUAUCUCCCGACUGA
This is a messenger RNA of Spodoptera exigua (beet armyworm), 624 nucleotides long. The record is from the annotation of a GenBank genome assembly. Lineage: Eukaryota; Metazoa; Arthropoda; Insecta; Lepidoptera; Noctuidae.